Mollisia scopiformis is the source of this 1059-nucleotide messenger RNA. Its product is annotated as Di-copper centre-containing protein. Bases 1 to 1059 code for a protein of 352 amino acids. The transcript has a single exon. NCBI's taxonomy places the organism in Eukaryota, Fungi, Ascomycota, Leotiomycetes, Helotiales, Mollisiaceae. The record is from RefSeq and is a predicted model, not a curated record. Gene Ontology annotation, molecular function: oxidoreductase activity.
AUGUUUUCAACUUCACUCGCAUACUGGCUUCUGCUGGCAAUCUCAUCCGCCUCAAUCACCGACGGGCGGCAUCAUCAUUCAUCCUGCCACGGUAAGGUCAAAGUGAGGAAAGAAUGGGGUUCGCUCACCAAGACCGAGAAGCUGUCCUACAUCUCUGCCGUCAAAUGCAUGCAAACCCUUCCACCAGAGACCAAUACGACUGUUGUUCCAGGCGCACGCAGUCGCCAUGAUGACUUCAUUGCACUCCACAUCAAUAUGACCCGCUCUGUCCAUCUUGACGGGAUCUUCCUUUCCUGGCACCGUAACUACGUACACCUCUGGGAAACAGCCUUGGAGGAAGAAUGCGGCUAUCCAUAUGGCCAGCCUUACUGGAAUUGGGCGCUGUGGUGCGAUGAUCUGGCUCAUAGUCCUCUGUUCGAUGGCAGCGAGACAAGCUUGAGCGGCGACGGAGCUCACAAUCCAGAUCAGGGCAACUACACAGUCGGCAAUGGAGGCUCGCUGCCGCAUGCAAAUGGAGGAGGCUGCGUGACGAGUGGGCCAUUCGUAAACCAGACCAUCUCGUUUGGACCAUUCGACUUUGCGCUCGCUUUCACCGGCCUGCCUUCGAACUGGACAACGUACACGCCUCAUUGUCUAGUCAGAGAUCUGAACAACUACGUGGCGACGAGGUACGGAAAUCAGACCGCGAUCGACGUGGUGAUGAAUACCACCAACGUUGAAGAUUUCCAGAAUACGAUGUCUGGUGCUGAUAUCAAUCUCGGUCCUCACGGUGGCGGCCACUUCUCGAUCGGGUACUCGUUGCUCGAUUUCUUCGCCAGUCCGGCGGAUCCGGCGUUUUUCUUGCAUCAUGGGAUGAUUGACAGGUUAUGGAUGAUGUGGCAGGUGGUUGAUGAGAAGCGAGUGUGGGAGUUGAGUGGAACGAGUACGAUUUUCAAUGGGAAUGAUACUCCGGAGGUGACGCUGGAGACAAUGCAGACUUGGGGUGUUCUGGGGAAAGACAGAAAGACGAAAGAGCUUCUGAGAGUGGGCCAUGAGGGCUUUUGCUACGAGUACAUGUAG